This is a messenger RNA of Penicillium hordei, 4029 nucleotides long. RefSeq lists its product as uncharacterized. Lineage: Eukaryota; Fungi; Ascomycota; Eurotiomycetes; Eurotiales; Aspergillaceae. The transcript has 2 exons. The coding region runs from base 1 to 4029 and encodes 1342 amino acids. Gene Ontology annotation, biological process: protein phosphorylation. The record is from RefSeq and is a predicted model, not a curated record. Gene Ontology annotation, molecular function: protein kinase activity; ATP binding.
AUGGAGGAGAGUACUCUUUUUAGCGACGACUUGCCGCUCCCACCAGUCCGACUUUUCGAACGAUUGGGGCAGUUGCCUGGAUAUACCUGGGACCAGGCGAUCGAACCGUUUCACUCGACAUACAAUCACUGGCAUAUCUCAGGAUACCGCCAUGCCUUAGAACCGGAUGUUUUAACUCCUCUCGCAAAUUCCUCCAAUCCCGCCUCCUCCGGACCGUCGAGCCUCACGCGCUUUUCCCCGCGCACAGAAAUCCGCCCAUCCGCCCGUGCCUUGCGAAGAUUGAGCGCAAGCGAAACCAGUAGUGAGAUUUCACUUUCCAACCACCAUAGCCUAGAAACAGAUCAAACAUGGAUACCGGUCAUCGCGCGAAUCUCAACCAACAUUAUCCGGCUCGAACGAGAGUUUCACAUGCUCAGGUCAAUUGUACAAUCGUCAGAUCCGGAUUGCAAUCAUACAAUACGACCAGUUGACUUGAUCAGGUUACAGCCAGAUGAUGGUCACUCGAAGACACUGCUGGUUGCGAUUUUUGAGUCUCCGGGCCAUGACAGAUUGCGAGAUCUAGUCACAUUUGGUCCUGCCUCAUUUGCGGCAGGGUCCAGAGGUGAGGAUAACAAUGCUACACCCAGUGAGCAGGUCUCACUACAAGCCUUUUUCGAUUUUGCAAUCGGAGCAUGCGAUUGCCUGGAGAUUUUACACUAUGGCCUAAAGACAGUACAUGGCGAAAUCCGAGGUGAUGCGUUCCAUUUUUGUGCAGAGACCGGUGCAGUGAAACUCGCAAACACUGGCAACGGCGCCAGAUCAUUUGAUAACGUUCUCAGCGAGGGCUGGUCCUCUGUUUCGCGCGAGCUUGGAGCAAAGUACAAGCUGCAAUUCAUUGCCCCAGAGCAGACUGGAAGGAUGCCCACAGAGCCGGAUAGUCGCACUGAUAUUUAUGCGCUGGGCCUCUUCUUCUGGUCCAUGCUGGUGGGGAAACUCCCAUUUGAAGGAACCGACCCCGUUGAUGUGGUACAAAAUGUACUAGGCAAGAGAUUGGUGCCAGUAUCUGGGAAACGAAUGGAUAUUCCAGAUGCACUCUCGGCCGUCAUCCAAAAAAUGACCCAAAAGAUAGUCCAUGAUCGCUACCACACAAUUUCAUCUGUGAAGAGAGACUUGACCCAAAUUGCGAAGUUGCUUGGUGAUGGUGACAGUGAAGCAUUGAGCAAUUUCCAAGUUGCGCAAGGAGACGUGUCUUCCUUUUUCACUCUCCCAACGAAGAUGUUCGGCCGGCAACAAGAAUAUGACAAGAUCCUCCAUAUCAUCGAAAAGGUCAAUAAGCGCCAAGCGGCUGCCAUGGCCAAAGCCGGAACCCAAAGUCCCGGCACAAUGCACGCUCUCACAUCGGCUUCGUCCAUCUCUGAAAGCCGUAUUGAAAGCCUGGAGUUUGCUUCUGUCUCUAGCGAUUCUGGCUCCUUUCACCUGCCUCCUCGAUCGUCUUCCAAUGUCACCAGUCAUCAUCUCGCCCAGGUAAACACCCAUGAAUCUGCGCCGGGUAGUGAUACGUCGUUUUCCACUCCGAAGCAUACAAUUGUCCCCGAUGUGUAUGGUCAAAGCCCAGGAGCACCUUCCAGCAGAGUUAAGAGUCCAUCGCAUUCUCGGUCUUCUCAUAAUACAGACCGCGAUAGUCACCCCUCUAUCGGUCCUCCCAGUCAACCAUCAACAAACCACACUGUUAGCCAGUCGGGAUCCCUCCAUUCAUUGAAUAAGCCAAAGAAUAAUGGGAAGUCUCGUCGCAGCGAGCGCUGUGAAGUGAUCACAAUCAGCGGUCCCGCCGGGAUUGGAAAAACAGACCUCUUAAAUCGGAUACAGCCAACAGUUCGCAAACUUGGAUGCAUAGCAAUUACUCGUCUGGACCGAGCCAAACGUGUCCCAUUUGAACCAUUUGCAAAACUAUUGGCCAGUCUGUUACGCCAAAUUUUCUCCGAGCGCGAUGUCACCACAGAUUACCACAAUAAUGUCAGAAUGGCUUUGCGACCCAUGUGGCCUACUCUACACAGAGUUUUGGAUCUUCCCGAGCAGUUGAUGUCCCCUGGCGCGAAAUACAGACCGACUGAAGCAAAGGCCAAUCUUCUCAUGCCGGAUAAGGGUGAGCCAUCAAAGCACGUCAAAAUCCCCGGGCUGGAUCAAGGGCAGACUUCCCAAGACUUCUUUUUGGCAAAUGCUGCCUCGAAGAACAUGCGGCUUAUGGAGACAUUCCUCGAGAUAUUGCGAACGUUGUGUCAUUUCAAAUUGAUCACUAUAUGUCUUGAUGAUCUCGAACACGCAGAUGACGAAACUUUGGACUUGGUAAUGAAAAUCAUCAAAGCAAAGCUCCCCUGUGUCCUCAUACUGUCAAGCCGCAAGGAGGAGAUUCCAUCUGACCAGGUGAGAUCUCUAUUUGCGCAGGAUCUACCAACGAUCACGCGAAUCGCACUCGAGCCCCUUGAAGAGGAGCAUGUCAUGGAGAUUGUAGCGACGACAAUGCACCAGAAACCCGAUCGAACAUUGACACCACUCUGUGCGGUUGUUCAGGAGAAGAGCCGAGGAAACCCCUUCUACGUUCGGGUAAUGCUUGACACUUGUUACAGAACGAACUGCAUUUGGUAUUCAUGGAAGGACUCAAAGUGGUUAUUCGACCUUGAUCGGAUAUUUACGGAGUUUGUGGCUCCUGUCUACGGCGAAGGGCUUGGACUUGGGUUUCUUACCAAGCGUCUUCAGGACAUCCCUCAAGCCGCCCGAUCAAUCAUGGUCUGGGGAUCUCUUUUGGGCAGCCCCUUCUCGUUUUCUCUGGUGCAAAAGCUCUUGACAAGUGAAUUUCUUUAUUCGAGCAAUGACGAUGACGACGUUGAUCUCACAUCACCGCAAAAUGUCACACUUAUCAGGCAAUCAGAGGGUGAUAUAGUUGUUGGAUUGCAGUUUUUGGUCCAAGCGAACCUUUUGAACACGGGAAAGACCGACGAUGAGUUUAGGUUCGGCAAUGAACGACUUGCACAAGCUGCUCUUUCUUUGAGUGAGGGACGAAAUGUAGAAAAUAUGCAUUUCAUCGUUUCACAAGUGUUAAUGAAAUAUUACCACGACCAUCGCAGUCGCUAUUCAAUGGCUCAUCAUGUGGCACUUGCGUCACAGACUAUCAAGUCUCGUGUGGCCAGACGGCUCGAAUAUCGACGGAUCUUAUGGGAUGCCGGACAAACUGCUUUCCAGUCGGGCGCGCGGCCGUCUGCACUUUGGUACUUCCGUCAUUGCAUCGCUUUACUUCAGGAUGAUAUGUGGAAUGACCUCAAACCGGAUGUUUAUUACGAUGAAACCAUGCGGCUAUUUAUCACGACCUCUGAGAUGUCGUGGUCCCAGGGUCACAAUGACGAUGCCCUCCAGUUGAUCAACGAGGUGUUUGUUCAUGGCAAGGACGCCGUAAGCAAGUCGAGAGCCUGGAUCAUUAAAGCCAAAAUCUUUGCUCAGAUAGGCGAUCAUCAUCGCUCGAUGGAAUCGCUUCUCACUUGCCUCGAUGAGCUUGGAGUCCAUCUUCGUCAACCUACAACUUACGAGGAGUGCGAUGCUGCCUAUCUGCGCCUCAAGUCCUAUCUCGAAACUGCCGACAUGAGCUCUAUUGGCCGAAAGCCAGUCUCCAAGGACCCCACUAUAGUGACUAUCGGCGCAGUCAUGGCGGAAGCGAUGACAGUCACGUAUUGGGAUGAUGCAUUGACUUUCUAUCGGAUGGCGCUUGAAGUGAUGAACAUUCAUAUCUUCAAGGGUGGAUUCACACAGAUCGCGAUAGGUUGCUCCCAUCUUGCCAUGAUUUCCUUGGGUCGCUUCAAAGAUACCGAGUUUGGCACGAGACUUAGCGAUCUUUCGCUGGAACUACUCAGCUCUGCCCUGAGUUAUCGACUCAGAGCAGAGGCUCGAUCGUUCACAAUCUCUACGUCAGCCAUUUACGUGUUCCUAUGGCGUCAACACUACCUGCCUUGGAAGCUUCGCUCGAGGCUUCUUUCUCAAUGGGUGACCCAUAUCUCACCCUGA